This is a messenger RNA of Stomoxys calcitrans (stable fly), 1814 nucleotides long. RefSeq names its product probable isocitrate dehydrogenase [NAD] subunit alpha, mitochondrial (gene Idh3a). NCBI's taxonomy places the organism in Eukaryota, Metazoa, Arthropoda, Insecta, Diptera, Muscidae. The record is from RefSeq and is a predicted model, not a curated record. The transcript is spliced from 7 exons. Gene Ontology annotation, molecular function: NAD binding; magnesium ion binding; isocitrate dehydrogenase (NAD+) activity. Gene Ontology annotation, biological process: tricarboxylic acid cycle; isocitrate metabolic process. Gene Ontology annotation, cellular component: mitochondrion. The coding region runs from base 127 to 1251 and encodes 374 amino acids.
AACCAUUCAUUGUCUGUGUUGAACCGAGUGGCAACGGAAUCCUUCGGACGUGCGGUGCGGUUGUGAGAAAUAAAAAUUGAAAAAUUGCAUAAACUUAAAUAAGAAGAAAGAAAUCAACAAAAUAUUAUGGCUGCAAGAUUAAUCCAAAAGAUUUUAAGAUUUAUUGGAAUUAAUGGCUCCCGGGAAGCAAAUGAGUUGUCGACAUCUUUAAAGGUUAACACAACUCCUGCAUCUGGUCGUGCAUUUUCUUCGGGUACACGCAAAGUUACCCUCAUUCCUGGUGAUGGCAUUGGUCCAGAAAUUUCUGCUGCUGUGCAGAAAAUCUUUACUGCUGCCAGCGUGCCCAUUGAAUGGGAAGCAGUCGAUGUGACUCCCGUUAGGGGUCCGGAUGGCAUGUUCGGCAUUCCUCAAGCUGCCAUAGAUUCGGUUAACACAAACAAGAUCGGUUUAAAGGGUCCUCUCAUGACUCCCGUCGGCAAGGGUCAUCGUUCCUUGAAUUUGGCCUUGCGUAAAGAGUUCAAUCUGUAUGCCAACGUAAGGCCCUGCAGAAGUUUGGAGGGUUACAAGACUUUGUACGAUAACGUAGAUGUUGUCACAAUUCGCGAGAACACUGAAGGUGAAUACUCUGGCAUUGAACAUGAAAUUGUCGACGGAGUUGUGCAAAGUAUCAAAUUGAUUACGGAGGAGGCUUCAAAACGUGUGGCUGAAUACGCUUUCCAAUACGCCAAGAACAACAACAGGAAGAAGGUUACCGUUGUACACAAGGCCAACAUUAUGCGUAUGUCAGAUGGUUUGUUCUUGCGUUGUGUCCGCGACAUGGCUGGAAACUUCCCAGAAAUUAAAUUUGAGGAACGUUAUUUGGACACAGUUUGCUUGAAUAUGGUACAAGAUCCCAACAAGUAUGAUGUUCUGGUAAUGCCUAACUUGUACGGUGAUAUCUUGUCUGAUAUGUGCGCCGGCUUAGUAGGUGGUCUCGGUUUGACACCUUCUGGCAACAUGGGUCUUAACGGAGCCCUCUUCGAAUCCGUUCACGGUACUGCCCCCGAUAUUGCCGGCAAAGAUUUGGCCAACCCCACCGCCUUGUUGUUGUCUUCCGUCAUGAUGUUGAGACACAUGCAGCUCAAUUCUCACGCCGAUAAAAUUGAACAGGCCUGUUUCUCCGUCAUUAAGGAGGGAAAAUAUUUGACUGGCGAUUUGGGUGGCAAAGCCAAGUGCUCCGAAUUCACAAAUGAAAUUUGUGCUAAGCUGUAAAUGUUGCACCAACAUCUUCGCCACAAAAACUCAUUUCAUUUAAGCCAAAAAACCUUGCACCGUUUUAAAAUAAUUUGAAUAGAAAGAAGCUCUUGAAAAAACAAAAACCAACCGAUAGUAUUGUACGUUCGAAUACCUACUUAAUGCAAUUUAUUGCAAGUUUUAAAUAUUUUCUAAAAUCAAAACAUUAUGAAUAUUUUCGAGUAGUUAAAAACCAACACAUAUAUCCAUCCUUGUUUGUCGUAUUAUUAUUUUAUUAGAAACUUUUAUGUAUAAUCUUGUUAGUUUUUUUUCUGUCCAAAAGAAAAGUGUAUUGUUAUUUAAAUAUUUAAUCCACAUUUUAAUUUAUAAUUUUAUUUUUCCUUUGUCUAUUUUGGCUUCAUUUAUUUUUAAAUUUCCAAUAAAUUUAUUUGAAUGUCAACGGACGCAUCAUUAUGAAACUCAUAUGUAACGUAACAAUAAAUUAUCGCGUAUAAUGAUAUAAAGAACAAACAAAAAUAAAACAGAAUAGUUAUCAUAAUACACAAAAAAACUUGUUGAAAUAAAAAAUUAAACAGACAUUA